UUCCGAACCUUAACUGCUAAGUUUCCCUCGUUUCAGUCUGCGCGCUCUCCUCCCUCCCUCUCACUAUAUAUAUGUAUAACGCCAAUAGAGAGACAUAGAGAACAGAAAAUCCGGACUCUACAGCCAUUUUGGUUUUGGAUUCUGAUCGAGACGAGAUGGCAACAGCAGAGACUGAGGCGGUGGGCUUGUUAGACGUUUUACCUGAAGGUUGCGUAGCCAACGUGCUGUCGUUCACCAGUCCUCCGGAUGCCUGCCGAUCGUCAUGCGUUUCCACCACUUUCAGGUCGGCCGCCGAUUCUGACGCCGUCUGGGACCGGUUCCUCCCACCCGAGUGCCAGAGUAUAAUCUCCCGCUCCGCAGAUUCUUCUUCAAUCCUUUUCUCUUCCAAGAAAGAGCUAUAUCUCCGCCUCUGCGACCACCCUCUCCUCAUCGACGACGGCAAAAAGAGCUUUUUCUUGGAGAAAAGGAGUGGUAAGAAAUGUUUCAUGCUAUCCCCAAAGGAGCUCGUGAUUAUCUGGAUUGAGACUCCUAGGUAUUGGAAAUGGACUUCUUUGCCUGACGCCAGGUUUCCAGAGGUGGCUGAGCUAAUCAGCGUGUGUUGGCUGGAAAUCCGCGGCAAGAUCAGUACCAGUAUGCUAUCCCCAGCCACAUUAUAUGCAACUUACCUUGUGUUCAAGACAAAAGAGUCAUAUGGAUUCGAUUAUCAACCUGUUGAGGUUGCUGUUGGACUUGUUGGAGCCGAGUUUCAUAAGCGGACGGUCUAUUUGGAUACAGAAAGAGGACGGCGCCUGAUUGUGCGAAGGCGGGGAAUUGGCAUUUUUAACCGUGCCCGCUUUUUGGCGUUUCAAGCACCACCGCCCCCAGAAAUCGACGAUGCCCAGUGUCCAAAGGAGAGAGGUGAUGGCUGGUUGGAGAUCGGGUUGGGUGAGUUCUUCAAUGGAGAAGAAAAUGGGGAGUUGGAAAUGAGUGUUUUGGAGUUGAAUGGUCACUGGAAGGGUGGUCUAAUUGUCCAAGGGAUUGAGAUCAGGGCAAAAGAGAGUACAUAAAUGAAUGCUCUGUUUUUCAAAGCUUGUCCUUGGCGUUUUAGAUUGCAAUUGAUAUCAAGUAUUUCCUGUUA
This is a messenger RNA of Juglans microcarpa x Juglans regia, 1117 nucleotides long. RefSeq names its product F-box protein At2g02240-like. The coding region runs from base 156 to 1046 and encodes 296 amino acids. Gene Ontology annotation, molecular function: protein binding. Lineage: Eukaryota; Viridiplantae; Streptophyta; Magnoliopsida; Fagales; Juglandaceae. The record is from RefSeq and is a predicted model, not a curated record. The transcript is spliced from 3 exons.